Messenger RNA from Nymphalis io (European peacock), 2627 nucleotides. Its product is annotated as solute carrier family 23 member 2. Bases 145 to 1875 code for a protein of 576 amino acids. Lineage: Eukaryota; Metazoa; Arthropoda; Insecta; Lepidoptera; Nymphalidae. The record is from RefSeq and is a predicted model, not a curated record. Gene Ontology annotation, biological process: transmembrane transport. Gene Ontology annotation, molecular function: transmembrane transporter activity. Gene Ontology annotation, cellular component: membrane. The transcript is spliced from 15 exons.
UGUGCUCGUGUUGAAAUUAAUUAUUGUUAUUAGAUGGUCGCUGUCAUUUGUUGCCAUUAACGAGUCUUGGCUCCGAUCGCUUGCUUGUGCUGAUAUUCGUACUUCCGUGGAAUAGUUUUGUGUUUUGUAAAUAUUUCGAUAAAAAUGGUGAUUCACAAUAUUCAAAUUGGACUCGAGAGCAUGGUACCAGAUUUGAAUGUACCAAAUGGAGUGAAAGAGGAGCGCAAGGGCAAUGUCACUUAUGCCAUAGACGACUUGCCACCCUGGUAUCUCUGCAUAUUCAUGGCAUUACAGCAUUAUUUGACAAUGAUCGGAGCAAUCGUGGCCAUCCCAUUCAUUCUUUGUCCCGCACUUUGUAUGGCGGAGACAGAUCCUGACCGCUCAAACAUAAUAUCUACGAUGAUAUUUGUUACAGGUCUUAUAACGUGGCUGCAAACGACUUUCGGCUGUCGAUUGCCAAUAGUACAAGGUGGAACGAUAUCGUUCCUAGUGCCAACGUUGGCUAUCCUCGGUUUACCAACGUGGAAGUGUCCUGCUCCUGACAUACUAGAAACUAUGAACGUCGAAGAGAGGCGAUCUAUCUGGACAAUCAGGAUGUGUGAGCUGUCUGGCGCUAUUGCCGUGGCAUCGCUCUUUCAAGUCAUUGGAGGUUACUUCGGUAUAAUAGGUUCUCUGCUUCGCUUCGUGACGCCACUGACUAUUGCACCGACGGUCGCGCUGGUUGGACUGACGCUAUUUGACCACGCGGCGGAGGCGGCCUCACAACAGUGGGGCAUAGCAGCGGGGACAUUCAUUCUGCUAACAAUUUUCUCUCAAUGCAUGGGCGAAGUGAAGAUCCCAAUACUCGUAUGGAAACGUGGCGUUGGAUGCACGAUCACUUGGUUUUCACUCUUUAAGCUUUUCCCAGUUUUGUUAACAAUAGUGAUAAUGUGGGUUGUUUGCGGAAUUCUAACUGUUUCGGGAGCGCUGGAUGCGGAUCACCCCGCACGUACCGACAUCAAGCUUAACAUCAUAGAGCAGGCGCCAUGGUUCAGGGUUCCUUACCCAGGUCAAUGGGGAGUGCCUACUGUGAGCGUGGCUGGAGUGCUGGGCAUGCUUGCUGGCGUGCUUGCCUGUACCGUCGAGUCAAUUAGCUAUUAUCCAACCACUGCAAGGAUGUGCGCGGCUCCACCUCCCCCGCUACAUGCUAUCAAUCGUGGUUUGGGCACGGAGGGUUUCGGCACGCUCCUGGCGGGCUUAUGGGGCGCAGGCAAUGGUACCAAUACUUUCGGAGAGAACGUUGGUGCUAUAGGCGUAACGAAGGUGGGGUCACGGCGUGUGGUGCAGUGGGCAGCGGCAUUGAUGGUGCUGCAGGGUGUAAUCGGAAAACUCGGCGCUGUAUUCAUACUUAUUCCGCAGCCCAUCGUUGGUGGUCUGUUCUGCGUCAUGUUCGGCAUGAUCGCCGCGUUUGGUCUUUCCGCGCUACAGUACGUAGACUUGAACAGCUCCAGAAACUUAUAUAUCAUAGGAUUCAGUUUGUUCUUCCCGUUGGUACUGACACGUUGGAUGUCAGCUCACAGUGGAGUCAUUCAGACUGGCUUUGAAGCUCUGGAUGCUGUUUUACAGGUGUUGCUGUCAACAUCCAUCCUCGUGGGAGGGUUGGUUGGGUGUCUUCUAGACAAUUUGAUUCCCGGCACCGUUGAAGAGAGAGGCCUUGAGGCUUGGGCGAAGGAAAUGUCUCUGGAAUGUGUGCAGACGGAGGGUGGCGACACCUACGAUUUCCCUAUCGGCAUGAAGUAUAUACGCAGAUGGAAUUGGCCGAGCUAUCUGCCUUUCAUGCCGACAUACGAACAAGGAAAAUUCACAGCGCUCUUCACUAGAAAGAAGGAGUUAUGAGAUUGAUUAUAAUUCUCAAUAAUUUUAUAUACUAAAUAAUAAUUUCGGUUCGAAAUCUCAAAGUACUGAAUAAAGCUUGUGCCACCAUGUGUUAAUCAUAAAACUAUAAUUAUAGAAGUCAUAUUAACGUGUAUUUAUUGUUAAUAUAUUGAUCACUUUUAAUUUUAGCCAGUACGCCUUAUCUGUAACAACAAACUCGAAACCCACCGCAGAAAGCGGUCGUGAAAUGUCAGAAAGUGAUACGCGACAUUAACCAUAAUAUAAUAAUAACAUUUCAAGAAUACCCGCAUCAAAAUAGUUUAUCACUAUAAGUCGGCUGUCAACGUUUCAUGUGUGAGUAACGAAGUGAGUUCUUAUAGAAGCACUGAUAAUGUCAGAGAGUUUAUACGACGAGAAUGUCGUAUUAAAUCAGGAUUUUUUUUCAUCUCGAAUCAGCGUGCUGUGUAUGUGUAUGUAAGGAAGUUUGAAAACUUAGUAUGCUUAUAAGAUUAACGGUUUCCAACUACAAAAUUUCUUUCCUAACUUAAAGUUACCUUAAUUGAUAACAAAUAACGAUAAGAACAAUUUGUUUAUUUUAAAUUUAAAUAGGUUUUCUGUAUCCUGAGCUCUUUUAACUUACAUAUACCAUACAUAUUCGAACCAUUCCUUGCUGUUACAUAUGUUUUUUUUAAAUUCAAAUGUAAUUUUACAUAUACUUAUGUACAAGAAGAUGUUCAUUCUAUACUUUAUGUAUGUGUUGUAUAAUAUAUAUA